Molecule: messenger RNA, 2041 nt
Organism: Seriola aureovittata
Lineage: Eukaryota; Metazoa; Chordata; Actinopteri; Carangiformes; Carangidae
Product: Fc receptor-like protein 5
Exons: 9
Coding region: 29-1357 (442 amino acids)
Biological process (GO): cell surface receptor signaling pathway
Molecular function (GO): transmembrane signaling receptor activity
Source: RefSeq, a predicted model, not a curated record
CGGUCAGUGUGAAACUUCUGAAGACACCAUGAAGACGCCUCUGCUCUUCCUCUUGUCGAUCUGUCUGACGUCUGCCCACGGUCGUGCCUCCGUCACAGUCGUCCCCAACAGGUCUCAGUACUUUGAGUAUGAGGAGAUCUCUGUGAGCUGUGAGUCCUCUGGAGAGUGGACGGUGUGGAGAUACACAACAAAGAGUUUGCAGCUGUCCCAGUGUGGGUCGGGCUGGGGCAGCGACACCUCCUCCACCUGCGACAUGAAGACGGUCAAGCUGUCCACCAGCGGCGUGUACUGGUGCCAGUCUCAACACGGGCGCAGCAGCAACGCCGUCAACAUCACCGUCACCAAUCAGCCAGUGAUCCUGCAGAGUCCUGUCCUCCCUGUGACGGAGGGACAUGACGUCACUCUGCACUGUAAAACAAAGACCACUCCCUCCAACCUCCCAGCUGCUUUCUAUAAAGAUGACGUCUUGAUUGGCUCUGAGCUCACAGGUCACGUGAUCAUCCGCAAUUUUUCCAAGUCUGAUGAAGGUGCCUACAAAUGUGUGAUCAGUGACCACGGAGAGUCUCCACCCAGCUGGCUGCUGCUGAGCGAUGACUCUGAGCCGGUCUCUCUCACGGCGUUUCCAGACUCGUCCCAGCUGAUCGAGUACGAGAACCUGUCCCUGAGCUGCGGAGCCGACAGCGGCCUCCGCGGCUGGACGGUCCGAAGGUUCACCACCUUCAGCGGGAAGCUGUCCAGCUGUGGAGAGAAGUGGGGGACUCCCACCUCCUCCGGCUGCCACAUCCACACGGCCAAGCAGCCCGACAGCGCCGUGUACUGGUGCGAGUCGCCUGCCAGGCAGCGCAGCAACUCCGCCAACAUCACGGUGUACGAUAAAGCAGUGAUCCUGCAGAGUCCUGUCCUCCCUGUGACGGCGGGAGAAAACGUCACUCUGCACUGUAAAACAAAGACCCCUCCCUCCAACCUCCCAGCUGCUUUCUAUAAAGAUGGCUCCCUCAUCACAGAGACUACAGGUCACAUGACCAUCCACCAUGUUGACAAGUCUGAUGAAGGCCUCUACAGCUGUGACAUCAGAGGUCAUGGAGAGUCUCCGCCCAGCUGGUUGUUUGUCAGAGACACGCACGGCUCAGCUGCAGCUUCUGAAUCAGCCGUGACUAUAUUGACAGUGAUCCGCUACAUCGUGGUGUCCUCUCCAUACCUGGUCUCCACUUACCUCAUGGUGUCCAAGUAUCGACAACGGCCCACAGAAAGUGCCCUGCCUGUUCCCAUGACGACGCCCACACCUGGUGAGGACGAUGAGGAAUUGGACGAAUAUGAUGACGUCAUCGCUAAUGUCACCACCGAGCACCGUUUUUAAGCUAAACGCUCCUUUCAGUGUUUGUGUGACUGUUUUUUUGAAAUGCUGUUUAACUUGUGAGAUGAGAUGCUGUCAGACAGACAGUCAGUCAGACACGCAGUCAGAGACAGACAGACAGACACACAGUCAGUCAGUCAGACAGACAGACAGUCAGUCAGACAGACAGUCAGUCAGACACGCAGUCAGAGACAGACAGACAGACACACAGUCAGUCAGUCAGACAGACAGACAGUCCACAGUUCAUCCCUUUGACUUACCUUCCCUGUCGUUGGACUAGUUCUUUGUGUUGGUAGUUUUUGUUUUUUCUGAUAUUUGUAUAAAGUUUUUCUCGUGUCUUUUUCACUGUUAUUGAAUAUUUUGUCAAUAAAGUAAAAGAGCAGUAAUGAGUUGUCACAAUGAGCUGUGAAGCUUCAUAUUUAUAGUCACAUUAAUGCUGACUUGGGCGACUCGUACUGGUGUUAUCAGGAGCAUCACUCAGGGCAUCAACACACACCUUCAUCAGAUUUUUUAGAAUACACAAGAUUGAAAUGUUUUAGGCUGUGUGGAAAUAUAAGGAUAUACUGUAUUUACUCCUGCGACCAAUCAUUAAUGAGGUGAACUCAACUUUGUAGUGCUGUCUGAAUAUAUAGUGAGAGCUAUUAUACCUUAUCAUAGUGGAGCCAUAAUGCAUCGUGAAGAGCAGUG